ACAUAUCUUACACUUUAGUACUUUUCUCUAAAUUUUCAUUUUUACUUGCCUCUCUAAGUACUUUCUGUGUGACAAAUCUAUCAUGGUCUUGAGUUAGCAUACAUAAAUAUGUGUGAUCUCUUGUGUCUUGAAUGCAUGCAGGCUUGAGUAGAAACAAACAAGGUCUUUUGGGGAGAGUGAUGUCGGGUUUGGAGGCGACGAUUGGGUGCAAGAAGAGGAAGAGGUCGGGGGAGAGAGUGUACAAGUUUAAGACGUUCGGGGAGCAAGGGUGUCCUGCGGAGUUUAACCAUGGAUGUUUUCGAGAAAAUGUGAGAGCUUUGUUGGAAUUUGGAAACAGUGAGACUGUUUCAUGGGGUGGCAUGGCUAGUUGGUCGUUUCAGCUUCAAGUGCAGAGGAAUCCUCCUUCGCAUAUCUUGCUUUUUGUUAUUGAAGAACCUGUUGAACUCUCACUCAAUACACACUGCAAGCACUGCCUUUAUGUUGGGUGGGGCGAGCACAUAAUAUGCAACAAGAAGUAUCACUUCUUGGUGCCAUCAAAGGACACAUUGGCUGCAUGUUUGAGUUACGAAGGGAACAACAUGAAUAGUUUUGGUGCAGGAACUGAUAGAGUGAAGGGUAAGUUGAGCUUAAUAAUGGAAUUACAAGGACAUAUAUUACAUGGUGUUUUCCAUUCUAAUGGCUUCGGGCAUUUGUUGUGUAUCAAUGGGUUGGAGAUGGGCUCUGAUUUGCCUGGCUACCAAGUUAUGGACUUCUGGGAUCGCUUAUGCACGGCUCUUCAAGCAAGGAAAGUGAGUAUAAAAGACACUUCACAGAAGACAACAAUGGAUCUGAGAUUGCUCUAUGGAAUAGCUUACAGUGAGCCAUGGUUUGCUCGAUGGGGAUACGAAUUUGGACGAGGAAGCUUUGGUGUUACAAAACAAAUGCACCAAAAAGCUAUUGAAGCCAUUCAAACCAUACCACUAUGUGUGCUUGCUCAUCAUGCUACAAGCAAUAAUUCUAAUCAUGAGAUCUCAAUCAUGGUUUCAAAAUAUCAGACAGUUGCAGGUCAUUCCAUGAAGUCGCUAAGCGAUCUAUUUAGGUUCAUUCUAGAGCUCAAAUCUCGGCUUUCUAAAGAAAGCAGCAUUGAUACUUGUAAUCCGGGGAUCUUAGUGGACACGAAUUGCAGAUGGUCAAUCAAACGCGUAGAAAUGGCUAUCAGGGUCAUCAUUGAUUCCCUAAAAAGAGCUGAAUUUCGAUGGAUAUCCAGGCAAGAAGUCCGGGACUCUGCCCGAGCCUAUAUUGGUGACACUGGUCUACUUGAUUUCGUGUUGAAGUCACUGGGAAACCAUAUAGUAGGGAAUUAUCUGGUCAGAAGAUGUCUGAAUCCCGUGACAAAAGUACUGGAAUAUUGCUUGGAGGACAUUUCUAAUGUCAAUUUCUCACAUCAAGAUCAAGAAUUCUCAUCAGAUGAUUCAAUAUCAGUUAAGGCUCGAUACAAGAUUUCCAGGAUUCAACUCUCAAAGGACUUGUUUUACUUAUACAAGCACAUCUUCAAAGAGCAAAACUCAAGUACUAAUUCCGGGAUCACUGCAACAAUUUCACUAGCCUCAAGAAUAAUCCUCGACUCCAAGUACCUCAUCAAAGAAUACUUCAAGAAACUCCCCUACAAGUUCGACACAGGGCUAGGAGACCGAUCCAAACUCUACUGCACAAUAGCCUUAACAAGCCUUUCCGGAGUUGAGCCAAAAAAGGUGGCUGCACCAUACGAAUGCAUUACACUAGGAAACAAUGCCACAUUCCAAGACCUCACUCUAGAAGUCGAAAAAUGCUUCAAAGACAUCUACUGGGGACUCAGAGACUUCGCGGUCCAAACAAUUACCAACAUGAAUGCCUUGAAUGUUCUAAAACGCUCCGAUGAUCUGGUCUUCAGGACUGUGAAAGCUGGCAGUGAGCUCGUGUUCGAAGGCAGCAUUCUUAGCCAUAGAGGGCGAAAUAUGAUCCAAGAUAACAUAUUUGAAGGGAGUUACCAGAACAAAAACUGUGUAGAUUGUGCUUGUGGAGCUAAAGAUGAUGAUGGAGAGCGAAUGGUAUCGUGUGACAUUUGCGAGGUUUGGCAGCACACAAGAUGUGUUCAGAUCCCCAACAAUGAAGCAAUUCCAAGUAUAUUUCUGUGCAGCAGAUGUGAACAAGAUAUAUUAGCUUUACCUUCCAUAUCUUAGUUCUGUUCAUAUAAAAUCUAUCUAGUUUAUCACAUAUAGUUGAUGUUACUAUAAUGUAGCUGGUGAUUGAAUACUUUAUUGUUCAAACGUUGUGUUCACUUGAAUGUAAUGAAACCGGAACGAAUUAAUGAAGUUUUUAUUCAGUGCGA
This is a messenger RNA of Daucus carota subsp. sativus, 2347 nucleotides long. RefSeq names its product PHD finger protein MALE STERILITY 1. The transcript is spliced from 3 exons. The record is from RefSeq and is a predicted model, not a curated record. Lineage: Eukaryota; Viridiplantae; Streptophyta; Magnoliopsida; Apiales; Apiaceae. The coding region runs from base 132 to 2198 and encodes 688 amino acids.